UCAAACAUCUUCCUGGAAUGUUUGAGUGAUUUGCAAAGUGUUGUAAAAAAAAAAGAAACUGAAAGUGAAGAGACACAAAAAAGAGAGACACAAUUUCGUCACGGACCCGUCCCCGUCCCCGUGAUGCUGUAGUCGGCCUGUGGUCAGCAGCAGGACAUCGUCGAACCUUUUGGUCUACAUUUUCUUCGCCAUAUUUGCAUCGUGCAACCAUUCAGAAUGCAGAACUUUGAUUCCGUAAUGGCGAUGGCGGCAGCAACACAACAACAGUCACAGCAGCAGCAGCAGCAAACGGCAGAUCAACAGCAGCAAACGGCAACGCCGAACGGUUGGUUCGAUUUAACGAUCAAAUCCGAACCACUCGACUACCAUCCACAUCAUCAUCAUCCGCUGCAGCAGCAUCACCAUCAUCACCUGCACCAUCAUCGCCCGGGUGGAGUGCAGCAGGACACGACGACGCACCUCGCGAGCGAUUCACACUCCAACCCAACCUCCCCGCAGAGCGUGGACAGUAUGGAUUCGCUCAGUGGCAAGAGUGGAUUUUUUGAUGCAAAAGGAGCAAACAGUCUCAUGUCGGGCGGCUACAACCCCCUCGGCUUUAAUCCACUCACACCGCCUGGCUAUUCGGGGCUGCUGAUCCCACCACCACCAGCACAGCUCGCCGCUCAGCAGCAGCAGCAGCACCAACAGCACCAGCAACGGCUAGCAACACCCAACCGAAUGUACGGCAAUGGUACGGGCAAGGUGGAGCUGCCAACCUCCCUAACGCCGACCCACACCCCACCGAUGGACGUGACGCCACCAAAGUCCCCCAAGGAGUCGCUCGAAACACCCACCAAAGAGGAGGACGCCGGCUCGGACUGUGAGGACGGUUCGUACGAUGGCAGCGAGGACGAGGACGGUAUCCGCAAGCCGAAGGUGAACUCGCAUGGUCAGGUGAAAAAGUUCCGCUGCAAGCAGUGCGAGUUUGUCGCGGUAACGAAGCUCAGCUUCUGGGAGCAUACGCGCAGCCACAUCAAGCCGGAAAAGAUGCUCACCUGCCCGAAGUGUCCGUUCGUGACGGAGUACAAGCACCAUCUCGAGUACCAUCUGCGCAACCACCAGCGCUCCAAGCCGUUCCAGUGUCCGAAGUGUAGCUACAGCUGCGUCAACAAAUCGAUGCUGAACUCGCACAUGAAGUCGCACUCGAACGUGUUCCAGUACCGGUGUGCGGAUUGUAACUACGCCACCAAGUACUGCCACUCGCUCAAGCUGCAUCUGCGCAAGUACGCGCACAAGCCGGACGUGGUGCUGAACCUGGACGGUACACCGAACCCGCUACCUAUCAUCGAUGUGUACGGGACGCGUCGUGGACCGAAAGCGAAACCGCAGAAGAACGCCGAUAAGCAUCUGCUCAAGCAAGAACAGGCUCAGCAGGAGCAGCAAUCUCAACCACUUAAACAGCAAGAAUUGACCAACUCCGGAGAUCAAUCGCCCGCCCCACUAACGCCACUAAGUCAGCAGGGCAUGGCAACGGCACCGACGACUCCCUUCACCCCUCCUGGAAGUGGCCAAACGAAUGGGCUGAUGCGCAACCUCUUCCCACACCAGCUCUUCCCGAACCCGCUCGCGCACAUGUUCAAGAGUGCGGCGGCCAACGGCAGUCUGCCACUGUUCCCGUACCUGAACCUCAACUUCCAGAUGUUUGCCGACCAGCAGGCCGGUUUGCAGCAGCAGCAGCAGCAACUCUCCCCCCGCACCUUCCAGCAGAACCUGAUGAACCAGCUGGCGGGCGAAAAGCUGAACGGCAGUGCAACGAGCAGCGGCUCCGACCAGGACAACGAUCUUUCGGUGCGGACCAGCUCCAGCGGCUCUACACUGGGCGAGGAGCUGCUGAAGCAGAUUACGGCGGCGGCGGCUGACAGUUCGGCAGCGGUGGGGCGCAAUGCGCUCCCUCAGGAGGACAGUGAGUCGGAGACGACCCAGGCUGCACCGCUGCAGGCAUCUUUCGAUGAGUUCCCAGCAUCGGUAUCGUCCAAUCCGCGGACACCUUCGACCACCGGUAAGGGUGAGCGGAGUCGCCGUAAGGGACGUGCCUUUAAGCUGGAACGGCUUACAGAACCGGCCACUUCGUCGGGUGGCUCAAACGAUAUGGACACACACUACGAGCACGCUGAGGAAGCGGCGGUCAGUACACCGGUGACAGUAGCUGUCGCUCGUGAAUCCCCUGCGCCGCCCAAGGAACGUUCACUCGAGUGCAAGUACUGCGACAUUGCGUUCCGGGACGAUGUGCUGUACACGAUCCACAUGGGCUAUCACGGGUACGACGACGUGUUCAAGUGCAACAUGUGCGGCGAGAAGAGUGACGAUCGCAUCGGCUUCUUCCUGCACAUUGCCCGCAAGGCGCACUGA
Molecule: messenger RNA, 2388 nt
Organism: Anopheles gambiae (African malaria mosquito)
Lineage: Eukaryota; Metazoa; Arthropoda; Insecta; Diptera; Culicidae
Gene: hb
Product: protein hunchback
Exons: 2
Coding region: 217-2388 (723 amino acids)
Biological process (GO): regulation of transcription by RNA polymerase II
Molecular function (GO): RNA polymerase II transcription regulatory region sequence-specific DNA binding; DNA-binding transcription factor activity, RNA polymerase II-specific
Source: RefSeq, a predicted model, not a curated record